AUGGUUUGGAUUAUGUUUUUGUUGUGUGGUUGGGAGUUGGUGGGUUUGAUGGGGGGGGGGUGGUGGGGUUGGUGGGUGGGGGGGGGGGGGUGGGGGUGGGGGGGUGGGGGGUGUGUGGGGGGGGGGGGGGGGGGGGGGGGGGGGGUGGGUGGGGGGGGGGGGGGGGGGGUGGGGGUUGUGGGGGGGGGUGGGGGGGGGGGUGGGGGGUGUGUGGGGGGGGGGGGGGGGGGGGGGGGGGGGUGGGGGUGUGGGGGGGGGGGGGGGGGGGGUGGGGGUGGGGGGGGGGGGGGUGGGGUGGUUUGGUUUGAUUGGUGUUUGUUGUGGUUGGGGGGGGGGUGUUUUUGUUUGAGUGGUGGUUGUUUGUUUGUUGUUUUGUUUUUGUUUGGGUUGAUGGUGGGUGUGGGGUUGUUGUGGUUGUGGGGGGGGUUGGGUGGGGUGGGGGGGGGGGGGGGGUUGGGGAGGGGGGGUUUGUAUGUUAGUUUGGGUGUUUGGGUUUUGUGGGUGGUUUUGUUGGUGGUUGGGUUGGGUGGUGGGGGGGGGGGUGGUGUUUUUUUUAGGGGUGUGGGUUGUGUUUGUGUUUUGUGUUUUUUUUGUGUUAUUUUUGUUUUUUUUGUGGGGGGUUUGGGGUUGUUUUGUGUUUUGUUGGGUGGGGGGGGUGGGGUGGGGUGUUGUUUUUGUGUGGGGGGGGGGGUUUUUUUGGUUGAUUUGUGUGGGUUUGAAGUUUUGGGUUGGGUUUUGUUGUUUUUGUGGGGGUGGUUGUUGAGUGGGGUUGUGGGUUUUUGUGUGUUGGGGGGGGGGGUGUGGGGUGUUUUUUGUGGUGUUGGUUUUAUGGUUUUGGUGGGGGUGUGGUAUUUGUUUGUUUGUUUAGGGUGGGUGUUUUUGUUGGGGUUGGGGUGUGUUUUUGUGGUGGUUGUGUUGUUGUUUGUUGGGUGGGGGUUUGUUUGUGUUUGGGGGGUGUUUGUUUGUGUUUUUUUGUUGGUUGGGGUUGUUGUGUUUUUGGGUUUGGUGUGUGUUUUUUGGGGGGAGGUAGGGGUGGGGGGUUGGUUUUGGGGGUGGUUGUUGGGUUUUUUUUGUGUUUGUUUUGGGGGGGUGGUUGUGGUUUGGGUAUGGGGUGGUUGGUUUUGUGUUUUGUGGGGUAUGGGUGUGUGGGUAGUGUUGUGUUUGGGGUUGGGUGUUGUAGGUGUUGUGGUGUUGGGUUUGUUUUUGUUGGGGUUGGGUGAUGUGGGUGGUUUGGGGUGUUUGUGUUGUGUUGUUGUUUGUUGUUGUGUUUGGGGUUUGGGUUGGGGGGGGUGUUUUGUUUUUAUGUGUGUAGUUGUGUUAUGGGGGGGUUGGGGUGUUUUUUGUUUUUUUUUUGUAUUUGAUUUAGAUGUGUUGGUUUUGGGGUGGUUUUGUUUUGGAGAGUUUUGGGGGGUGUUUGUAUUUUGGGUGGUUGUGAGGUUGGGUUGGUUUUUUGUUGGUGUGGUGUGGGGUGUAGAUUGUUGGGGUGUUGGGGGUUGUAAUGUGGGGGGGUUAUUUUAUGGGGAGUGGGUGUUUUGGGUGUGUUGGGUGGUUUGUUUGGUGUUGGGUGGUGUUUUUUUGUGGUGGUUUGGGGGUUAUUUUGUGUGUUGGUGGUUUUUUGUGUUUGAUUGGUGGGGUUUUUGUGGUUGGUGUGGGGGUUAG
Messenger RNA from Knipowitschia caucasica, 1659 nucleotides. NCBI's taxonomy places the organism in Eukaryota, Metazoa, Chordata, Actinopteri, Gobiiformes, Gobiidae. The record is from the annotation of a GenBank genome assembly.